Messenger RNA from Branchiostoma belcheri (Belcher's lancelet), 1137 nucleotides. Its product is annotated as short-chain collagen C4-like. The record is from RefSeq and is a predicted model, not a curated record. Lineage: Eukaryota; Metazoa; Chordata; Leptocardii; Amphioxiformes; Branchiostomatidae. The transcript has 3 exons. The coding region runs from base 1 to 534 and encodes 177 amino acids.
AUGUGUAUUCUUUCUACCGUGUUAACAAAAGGCGUGGCAGGAGGGUCCCACUACACCAAACAUGGCGGCGGCUCCAACUACCUGUGUCUCCCAACUCGCAAUGUAUCAUGGGAUCACUUCAAGGAUGCCCCUCAGACGAAGAACUUCCUGUACGGCUCAGAGUUCCAAAUCCACGGGCAGGACGACUUCUUCUCCACGGUCAAUGCCGAGGGGAUCGCUACGGUGGCGGACUACGACGUGCCGUGCGCCGUCUGUCGGGCUCAGGUCCGGUCCAGUACCGUCAUGAUCCCCGCACGGACGGCAUGUCCUAACGAUUGGCACAAGGAGUACCAGGGUUAUCUGAUGAGUGCCCACGAGACGCACCAAGGACGCACAGAGUUCGUCUGCGUAGACAAGAACCCGGAUGUGGCGAUCGGCACCUACGAGAGCAAAGAUGGCGCCCUGUUCUAUCUGGUGGAAGCCGCGUGUGGCUCUCUGCCGUGUGGUCCUUACAUCGCUGGGCGGGAAAUCACCUGUGUAGUCUGUACAAAGUAACGCAACUCAGAAUGUGGUACAUUGGUUGUACUUCAUAAGGAUUUCUAUACCAACGAUUCUACUGAAUGAAUGAAGACCUUUUCUGUACCCAAGUACCCAUAGGUUCAUAGAUACAUGUAUUGUGCGUGUACAUGUAUACAUGUAUACGUUAGCAUGAGUAAUAUCGUCUUGAAUUCAGCUUCUUCUCACUUGUUUCACCACUGUUUAAUGACGAUUUCUACAAGAAGUAAUUUGCUUGACAAUACGUCGUCGUUUACGGUUUCAUUUCCAGUUGAAAUUGCAUCACGACAGACGAUAAGUGGACAACUGGAACUUCCAGGAACUCUUCCGGAAGUAGUUGAAGUGACAUAUUUUUAGAACAAUACGUUCCUAAAAGUGAAAAAGAGACGAGAAUAUACAUAUUUACGCAGAAUUAGGAAGUUUCGUUUCGCGUCUACAGAAUUUUUGUAUCUAUUUGUGUCAUGUCCUGACUCGACAUCCUCAUACAUUUGUAUCUAGGCCAGUAUAUUUUAUCGCUCUGGGCCGAGAUUGUAUUAUCGCAGACACAAACUUGGAAUGUGUCCAAUAUUUACUGCACAUCCUGAUUAACACAUCAUGACUUCA